GGGAAUACAGUCUACAGAUACAGGAUGUAGAUGUGACGGAUGAUGGUCCAUACACUUGUUCUGUGCAGACCCAACACACUCCGAGAACAAUGCAGGUGCACUUAACUGUACAAGUUUCUCCGAAGAUAUCUCGUAUUUCAACUGACAUUGUUGUGAAUGAAGGAAGCAAUGUUACACUUAUUUGCUUGGCCACUGGGAAACCAGAGCCUUCCAUUUCUUGGAGACAUAUCUCUCCAUCAGCAAAACCAUUUGAAAAUGGACAAUAUCUGGACAUCUAUGGAAUUACAAGAGACCAGGCUGGGGAAUAUGAAUGCAGUGCAGAAAAUGAUGCCUCAGUCCCAGAUGUGAAAAAAGUAAAAGUCACAGUAAACUUCGCUCCCACAAUUCAGGAACUUAAAUCCAGUGGUGUGAUGCUAGGAGGUAAUGGACUGAUAAGGUGUGAAAGUGCAGGAGUUCCUGCUCCGGUCUUUGAGUGGUACAAAGGAGAGAGAAAACUGAUCAAUGGUAAACAUGGAAUUACUAUUAAAAACUAUAGUACAAGAUCACUUCUCACUGUCACCAAUGUAACAGAGGAGCAUUUCGGCAACUACACAUGUGUCGCUGCCAACAAGCUGGGAGUGACCAAUGCCAGCCUGCCUCUCAACCCUCCAAGUACAGCCCAGUACGGGAUUACCGGUGGUGCUGAAGUUCUGUUCUCCUGCUGGUACCUUGUGUUGACACUAUCCUCUUUCACCAGCAUAUUCUACCUGAAGAACAUCAUUCUACAAUAAAUAUAAAGAACCAUGAAAGGCUUUUAAGGAUUCUCUGAAAGUGCUGAUGACUGGAGCCAAUCUGGUAGAGUUUGUUAAAAGCAGCGUGGGAUAUAAUCAGCAGUGCUUACAUGGGGAUGAUCGCCUUCUGUAGAAUUGCUCAUUAUGACAUGAUGCCACUUGCAGUGGUGUGGAGCUUUGAGGUGUAUACCCUGGGAAUGCAUUUUAUGUGGCAUUUCAGGCUGGAAGUAAGUCUCAGGGUUCUUUGGUUUGUCUCCUGAUUCUUGAACUCUUCACUCUGGCAAUACUUGUUUCAUUUGCACAUCAGACUAUCAUAUGACUGCUCUGGGCCCAUCCUGGGUGGCCCCUCCUGGGGCUCUUCUAGUCAUGCACUGCUGUCACUUGAAAAUUUAUUUCACCUUGUUAUCCAUUUUGCGACUGCUCUCUAGUAUUAAAAAAGUCCUUCUUUGCCCAGGAUCUUAUAUAUAAAUAAUACAUGCAAAUAUACUUGAACAAGUUGUCCCAGGUCUA
Chelonoidis abingdonii (Abingdon island giant tortoise) is the source of this 1280-nucleotide messenger RNA. Lineage: Eukaryota; Metazoa; Chordata; Testudines; Testudinidae. The record is from RefSeq and is a predicted model, not a curated record.